GCCCAUUCUGACUGCUUUAAUCUUUGUUAUAAAGGUACGUACAAAGUGCGACUUCUCUGAGAAACUCAACUAAAAACUACUGCACGAGCUUCUUCCUACGUUAUCCAAUUUGAUCUGACUUUUAUGAUCUAUGAAAGAAUUUAAUUCGACUAGUUUUUCUCUUUUUAUGGUUUUUUUUUGUUAACAGGCUAUUCUCCAGAUGAUUUCAGGUGAUUCCGUCUAGUAUAAAAUUCGUGAGCUUCAGAGGUAGGAGCAUCAGUUGUUCUAGUUUCCUUCAAUUCAACACACAUCUAAGUCUAGAAAACUAUCUUUAUUUAAAAAUGAAGUUGAUCAUUUGCAGUUUCUUCAUUUUCUUCUGCCUCUCUGGCACCCAAGCCCAGAAAGGCUACGUGACGAAGGCUAUAGCAGAGCUGGCUAUUCCAUGUGCAUCUGAGGCUAAAUUAUCUAAAGAAUCCGUGGAUGCUCUCAAGGAUGGCAAUAUCCUGGCCAUUAAGGAAGGUUUUGGCUGCUUCUCUGAUUGCAUUGCCAAGAAAUUGGGCAUGAUUGCUGACGAUAACAGCUUCCACCUUGGCAAGUACAAGGAGAGAAUUGGAAAAAUCGUCCAGCCUGAUGCUGCUACCAAAAUCGUCGAAGCCUGCAGUGGCAGCGUCGGAACGGAGAAUUGCAAGAUUUCCGGAAGUGUCCUUCACUGCUCCCUCACAAAGCUCAUUGAUGUUUUCUAUGAAUAA
Lutzomyia longipalpis is the source of this 728-nucleotide messenger RNA. RefSeq lists its product as uncharacterized. NCBI's taxonomy places the organism in Eukaryota, Metazoa, Arthropoda, Insecta, Diptera, Psychodidae. The coding region runs from base 321 to 728 and encodes 135 amino acids. The transcript has 3 exons. The record is from RefSeq and is a predicted model, not a curated record. Gene Ontology annotation, molecular function: odorant binding.